CGUCAUAAUAAACGUGUUUUAUUAGCUUAUGCCAUGCAACGUAGGAACGCAAUCUUAGACGCAUACUGGGCUUCAUCAGGUUCAAUACCCAACACGCUUUCAGCUUCUUCAACCAAUAUCACAUCCACGACCAUCUCAUCCACAUCAACGGUCUCAGACCCGAUUUCAAAAGUCUUAACACCAUCCGAAUUAGAUUACCUAAGAUCACAUUCGAAUCUAGUGAAUGAUCUUUCAAGACCAUACCAAGCUUAUACGAUCAAUCUCUUGGGUAACCUUUCAAGAGGUCCUCCUAAAGAUUUGUUUAUUCAAGUUGAAUGUAUAAAAGAAUUGGGUGAAGUCUCGAUUGGGGAUGGGGGUGGAAUGAUUCAGUUUGAGUUGGGGUCUAGGUAUUUUGUGAAACGUGGUGAAGUUGAAAGGUUAAUUGAAGGUGGUUGGUUGAAAGAAAUUGAAAAUUCUUGA
Molecule: messenger RNA, 459 nt
Organism: Melampsora larici-populina 98AG31
Lineage: Eukaryota; Fungi; Basidiomycota; Pucciniomycetes; Pucciniales; Melampsoraceae
Exons: 1
Biological process (GO): DNA strand elongation involved in mitotic DNA replication; DNA replication
Cellular component (GO): GINS complex
Source: RefSeq, a predicted model, not a curated record